CACAGAGCUUCUCUCUGGUUUUGGAGCUCGGAAGCGCUUCAAUGGCGGAUCAUUAGGGUUUUGUUGAUCAUUCGGAGUUCUCAUCUCGAUCGCAGGAUGGUUAGAGCUAUUGCAGGAUCGUCACGGCGGCGCCGGCGGCAGAGGAACUUUGACAGCAACUUCCCCAAAGGAAUGCGAGUCAUGGCUGUGGAUGAUGACUUGGUUUGUCUCAAGUUUCUGGAGAUCCUUCUCCUGCAUUGCGGUUAUGCAGUGACUGCAACCCAGUAUCCAUGUCUUGCUUUAAACUUACUGAGGCAGAAUAGUGAUGCCUAUGAUCUGGUAAUCAUUGAUGUCCAGAUGCCAGAUAUGGAUGGAUUCCAGCUUCUGGAGUCAAUUGUUGUAGAGAUGGAUAUACCUGUAAUCAUGCUUUCUAUUCACAGUGAUACAAAAUCUGUGACAAAAUGUAUAGAGCAUGGUGCAUGUGACUAUAUGGUGAAACCUGCCCGUUUUGAAGAACUUAAAUUAAUUUGGAAGCAUGUCGUUAAGAAAUCAAUGUCGGAGACAGCUUUUGAGCAUCCGUCGGCUACUGCUGCUCUGCCACUAGGAUCAGGUGAUGGUUCCAGUCAGGCAUCUGGAAAUGAUCAUCCGGACCAAGGAAAGGGAAAGGAAAAUGAAUUACCAGCCAAUGUGUCUGAUGAAGAUAGUUCCCUUGUCAAAAAAGCAAGGGUUACAUGGUCGAGUGACUUGCAUGCUGUGUUCGUUCGAGCUGUUAACACAGUUGGCUUAGAUAGGGCUGGUCCAAAAAGAAUACUCGAGGUGAUGGGUGUGCCUGGGUUGUCAAGACAAAAUGUUGCAAGCCAUUUGCAGAAGUACAGGAGGGCACUUCGGCUAUAUGGGCGAGAUUUUUUUAACAUUGUUGAAGGUGAUGCUGGUGCUGGUGCCAGUGGAGGUGCUGAUACAAGUGGAGUAAAGGCGAAACCUCAAAGAACUAUGGCCUUGGCUCUCACUCAGCCAGUCCCAGAUAAUGGAAGAUUGACUGAGGAUUUAAGGGUUGCUGGAUUUCCAAAUAAUCAAACUGCAGCUCCAGUCAGAGAGACACCAAUGUUUUCACAUCCUAUGAGCAAUCAAAAUGCUCUGGUGCAGACAAGGCCAUCAACCUCUCUAGGUAGCCAGCAAACGAUAAGGCAUAUUUCAUCUCCUUCAUAUCCUGCAUUGAUUGAUCUCACUGGACGACAAGCAACACUGGAUUAUCGAAAUCAACAGUCUUUCAUUUCAACUCUAGAUCAGAUCAAUGAUUAUAUCCGCAAAACAUCUCAAAAUUUUCUGCCUAGCUCUAUUCCACCUGUGCCAACUUUUGCUUCUGGGCCAUCAACUGGAUGGACUACUGGUUUUGUUACGGAUGUUAACUCCUCUCUUGCACAACAUGGUAAUCAGCAGUAUCAAUCUACAGCUCCACUGGUUUCAGUGAUUCCAAGUAAGCAAGAUGUGCAGUGGGGGUCUGGUGCCUAUACAAAGACAGGUCCAAGCUCGGGAGCGCAGAACAAUGAAGCUACUCUGAAUGUGGACAAUCACGCAGUGGCGCCUUUGCAUGGAACUUCUUAUGCAGAAUCAGGAAUUUAUCUCAGUGAGCCUUCAAUUGCAGAUGGUACGUUUCUCUUCGAUGAUGAUAAUGAUGGCGAUGACCUUCAUGCCAUGCUUCGGCAGUUUUCAGUUUCAAAAUAAGUAAUGCCUCCCUGACUGACUGUUAUUCGACAACAAAAACUGCUUUCACUGUACAGGAAAACCAUUGCCAUUGCACGACCGGUGCCGUUGUAAUAUUCCAUAGAACUUGAAGGGAAGUAAAAUCCCUUUCUUCAAAGGGAUCUGUGUGUUAUAUCUGAUCAAAACAUGGAACACAUCAAUCUUGUGCACAUGAGAUUGAGUUUCAGUUGCUGUGAAUAAUUAAAGCAAGCAUUGCUG
Messenger RNA from Dioscorea cayenensis subsp. rotundata (Guinea yam), 1938 nucleotides. Its product is annotated as two-component response regulator ORR23-like. The record is from RefSeq and is a predicted model, not a curated record. The transcript has 8 exons. NCBI's taxonomy places the organism in Eukaryota, Viridiplantae, Streptophyta, Magnoliopsida, Dioscoreales, Dioscoreaceae. Gene Ontology annotation, molecular function: DNA binding. Gene Ontology annotation, biological process: cytokinin-activated signaling pathway; phosphorelay signal transduction system. The coding region runs from base 97 to 1701 and encodes 534 amino acids.